AUGGGUCGAAGAAAGAUCGAGAUCAAGGCGAUCAAGGAUGAUCGCAACCGAUCAGUUACCUUUUUGAAACGAAAGGGUGGUCUCUUCAAGAAAGCGCAUGAACUCGCAGUAUUAUGUUCGGUAGAUGUCGCGGUCAUCAUUUUUGGUCACAACAAGAAGCUCUACGAAUUCUCAUCAUGUGAUAUGCGAGAGACUUUGGGUCGAUACCAAUAUUACGGCCCGCCGCACGAACAUAAAGGCCCCGAGGACUUCAAUGGAAAACGAGACGAUGACGAUGACGAGGAUGAGACCACUCCUGCUCCGGAUGAGAUGCAACCUACAACCCAGAACCCACCUUCUGUUGUCCCCGCUCACAUCCCCAGUCAUCCCGGUUUUCAACACAUCAAUCAUGCACCGUCGGCGUCCCCGCCCAUUUCGAAUGGAAUACCCUUUGACCCGCGACAUGGCACUCCGCAACCUCAAGGCGCUUCGAGACCUUCGUCAAGAAACCAUCUUCGACGCGUGAGUUCGAAUCUGGGCCCGCAGCAACAUCAUGGAACUCCACCGCCUCCUCCACAGAAUGGAUUCGCAUACAUUCCCAAUCCCUCGAUGUAUCAUCCCAAUGCCAACCCCAACAUGGCCCAACAACCGCGGCCACCCCAAUUCGCACACUAUGGACCGCAACAGCCGCUGCCGCCACACGCCAUGCCUCCACAUACCAUGCCUCAACCAGUCCCGCCGCACCAUCAAGCCCCGCAGCAUCUUCCCCAGCAUCCGCAUCCGCUUGCUCAGCAGACACCUGCGAUGGGACUCUCGCAAGCGCCUCAUGCGUCAAUACCACAGGUUGCGCAGCCUUUCUUGCCCGAACAAGGGAGAAACUCGAUGCCACCGGCGUUUCCGACAGAACAGCCGCAACCACCUCGACCGGUGUCCCUGCCCGAUGCUUCCUCGGCAGAUCAGAUGGUUGGUCCUUUGAAGGUGGAAACAAGCCCCUCUCCUCCACACCAGCGAUCGUUGUCCUCGAAAUCGCGCAGUAUCUUCACGCCGAUCGAUGACCGCGGCUCCGUUCUGGCCCGUCACUUCGGACUCGGCCCGCCUACAUGCGAGUCUCCACGCACUGAGAGUACCGACGUUAAGGCAGAAUCAAAACAGAAUGACUCGAAACAAAUCAAGCCUCCCGCUCAAUCUGUGGCGCCUCCACCACCGCCUAAGACGACAACCGACUCGACGCGGUCUCAGUCAGCUCCUGAUAUUAAGCCACCGCCACGGACGAAUAGUGGUCAACUGCCCUCAAAGCGGCCACAGCUCAAGGUACAAAUACCAAGCGAGAAUUCUGACCGGGGGAGUGCAGCAGAUUCGUCGUCGUCCACCUGUAACAAGACGGUGACUCCAGCCAAGGCUAAUCCCGACACCAAUCACUCCGGCGUGGUUCUCCCUCCACCGUCGCCAUCUGCUGGUGCAAUCCUGAGCGCAGGUGCCACCGGGCCCCCAAAUCCCUUCGCUCGACCGCCGCCGCCGGGAACUGCAAGCCAGAACAGCAAUGCGUACAACAGCAAUAACAAUAUAGAGACGCCGAUCUCUGCUCUGCCCAGUCGAUUUGUGUCUGAUGCUCUUCUUCCGUCGCCGUCGAGUUUCUUCCCGGAGUGGGGGUUCGGCAGGUCCGGUCCCGAUACGAACAUGCUGCCUAGUCCUCUGACCUUUCCCACUCCAGCGGUUCAGACCGGUCCAGGGUUCACGCGCGAAGAUGAACAGGAGAAGAAGCGCAAAAGUCCCGACAGCGGCCCUAGCAUUGAGGGAACGGCAAAGAAAUCCAAGACGUGA
Aspergillus pseudoviridinutans is the source of this 1800-nucleotide messenger RNA. It is a transcript of the gene rlmA, whose product is annotated as SRF-type transcription factor RlmA. The transcript is spliced from 3 exons. Gene Ontology annotation, molecular function: protein dimerization activity; RNA polymerase II cis-regulatory region sequence-specific DNA binding; DNA-binding transcription factor activity, RNA polymerase II-specific. NCBI's taxonomy places the organism in Eukaryota, Fungi, Ascomycota, Eurotiomycetes, Eurotiales, Aspergillaceae. Gene Ontology annotation, biological process: positive regulation of transcription by RNA polymerase II. The record is from RefSeq and is a predicted model, not a curated record. The coding region runs from base 1 to 1800 and encodes 599 amino acids.